Messenger RNA from Gadus chalcogrammus (walleye pollock), 788 nucleotides. Its product is annotated as B-type lectin plumieribetin-like. The transcript is spliced from 3 exons. The record is from RefSeq and is a predicted model, not a curated record. Lineage: Eukaryota; Metazoa; Chordata; Actinopteri; Gadiformes; Gadidae. Bases 25 to 453 code for a protein of 142 amino acids.
UCUACCCGCCCACCUUCUCUUGGAAUGAUAAAUAGCGGCCUACUCCACUACAGAUUCACCUCAACAUCUCAUCGCAACAUCUACAUCUGCCUUCACAGAAUCAUGGAUUUCUUAGCCACCAACCAUGAGCUUCGUAAUGGGGACUUCCUCUUGAGCAAAGAUGGGAACUUCAAAGCAAUCUUUCAGGACGACGGCAAUUUUGUCAUCUACAAUUGGUCUCCAUGCUGGCAUACCAACACGGCUAACGAUGGGGGAAUCAGAGUUCUGCUGCAAGAGGACAACAACCUGGUUAUGUACACCAAGGAGAGGAAAGCCGUGUGGUCGUCUGUGAGUCAUAAUGACACGCCCUCCAGCAAGAUGCGUCUGACCUUGUCCAACGAAGGUCACCUGGUCCUUGACAAGGAUGCUCAGGCCAUCUGGAGCUCUGAGAAAUCUGAAGGUUGUAAACAGUAAAGAGAUGUUGUUCAAGAAAGAUCUCUAUGUUUGAGAACUGAUCUCUGUCAUUGAGCACCCAGCUCAGUUCAUCUCAUUCAGUUUCUGGAUGACAAUAAAAAUUCAAAAAUUUAGUUUUGUUCGUCGUCUUAAUCGUCAGCAGUUUUUUCUUUUCAUGAUUACGAUUUGUGUCUGUUAUUUUGAUGAAUGAAUAUGAUUUGAGCCAAACCUACAGAAAGAAAUUAAAGUUCUGACACAGCUAUUUACUGGUUAAUGGUUAAUACCAAACUGAAAUAGAUGUAUGAAUAUUAGAAUAGUAUAGGUAUAUCAUAAUAAAUUGUUACCCUAUAUAAAAC